AUGGAAGCCGAAGGAAGGUGCCCGCCUUCCUUCGCUGUGUGCACCAUCCGUGAGCGCGGAGGUAAACUGCAGGCCCUAGUCCUCUCGAGCACGCUGGGGUUUGACGACACAGCACUCAAUCUUGAUGACGGUGUAGCUGAUGUCUUGAUGACGACACUCGUGAUGCACUACCCCGACAUGCUGAUCCUGUCCGACCAGAGCGACUUCAUUCGAGAAGCCAUGGAAGCUCGGGCCAUAGGAGAGUCGGAGGUGCUGGCUUGGAGCGAAACAAUCCGGCGUGCCUUCACCCCUCCGCCUCCCAAGCGCCAGUCGGAGCAGAUCGAUGUCCUCAUUCUGCCAAACAAACGGCUUGAUGAACGACUGUUAGCAGUGGAGGAGCAGCUUCGAGCACAGUCAGACGUAGCAGCACCAAACGCGCUUGAAGGAGCUUCAACGUCAGGCGGGCUGAGCCCUGUCACCGUGCAGCCACCGGCCACCAAGUCCGUGCGCCCGAAGAAGAAAGGUUCGCAGUCGUUGUCGGCAUUCUGGUACGAGUGGUUCACUGCCGAGCCUUCAAAAAGACAACACUCCGCCUCUGCUUUCAAGAACGAGGUGCUCAACAUGGGGCAGGAAGUGCAAGCGAACGCUCUCGCCUUCUUGAAAGCAAACGGAGCUUCGGCUCUCGCUGCCGGCACCGCGUUGAAGGCUCUGCGCAAGCUACACAAGACCGACAAACUCGAUGCCCUGAUCGCUGACUUCCACGAGCGCGUCACCAAUGGUGCCAUCCAGCUGUCCACAACGCCGUCGGCCACUCUCAACAUACCACUGCUGGCCUCGAGCGCCAUCACCUCGCCCGAGGUCACGCUGCUGUCCACGCAUCCACCGCCCCGCACGACCUUCUGCACCUCCACCGCCCCGCGCGGCACCACCCCCGAACUGCUGCUACCGCUGGCCUCGAGCGCAAUCACCUCGCCCGAGACCAUGCAGCUGUCCUCCCUGCCGCCGACGCCCGUCUUUCUCUUGGUCCUGCUGAAGAAUUCUGCGCUGCUGCUGCUGCUGCUGCUGCUACUGCUGGAUGUGGCACCCCGCCAGCUCCUGGUAGACCUCUCGCGGGACGAAGGCGAAGAGCAGCGCCGCCGCGGAUAG
Messenger RNA from Phytophthora sojae, 1125 nucleotides. RefSeq lists its product as hypothetical. The record is from RefSeq and is a predicted model, not a curated record. Bases 1 to 1125 code for a protein of 374 amino acids. Lineage: Eukaryota; Oomycota; Peronosporomycetes; Peronosporales; Peronosporaceae. The transcript is spliced from 5 exons.